Seminavis robusta is the source of this 2733-nucleotide messenger RNA. NCBI's taxonomy places the organism in Eukaryota, Bacillariophyta, Bacillariophyceae, Naviculales, Naviculaceae. The record is from the annotation of a GenBank genome assembly.
AUGAUUGCAGCCGAUCCUCACACUGUUCGAGAUCUUCCUCCUUCCGAUGUUGGGUCUGUCAAUGGUCAUGAAGAAGUUGAACUAAACAGAAAUACUGACGCUGGGGAGAGUCAAGCAGGAGAUGCCCCUUCAGAAGCAGGGGGGAACCAAGAAAUGGCGGAUCCUUCUGAUGCAGGCGGUAUGCGAUCGAGUUCAAACAGUACAAGCAGAACCCGGCACCCUUCUUGGUUGCCAGAGGACAUGUUUAAGGGUGAUGCUGCUGAUCCCACAGACUCGAUGUCCAACAGCCCCAUCACCACACGCCUUAACCAUCAGACUAUUGGAACCCGCUCAUCUACCCGCACCCCACUAUAUGUUCCCAGUGGCAGUGCAGGAAGGACGUUUUUGGAUGACAACAAUCCUGAUACUUUCUUGGUCAACACUCCCCAAUUGGUUGAGGCCGAAAUUGAACCCGUCAAUGCAUACCUUGUUGAUCCCUCCAGGUAUUGCCUGCCAGAUACAAGCACUGCUGGUGGGAGACGGCUCUGUGUCAUUAUUGUUAUCGUGCUGGCAGCAGUACCAGUAGCAUGCGCCCUGGGCAUUACAGUUAUUGUCUGUGCCAAUGGGCUUUGCAGCAAUGAUGAGGUUCCACCACCUCUUCCAACGACUACUUUGGGCCCGGCUGUUGGAACUUUGCCUCCACAAGUUGAUUUGAUUGAUGGUGACGAUGCCAUGAAUCACACAUCAGGAUCAAUGAUGAUUGGACAAACCGAUGUCAAGAGGACAGAGGAGCAGGAGCAGUCCACGCCUGGUCUUGCUGAACUUAUCGUGCCAUCAUCACAUCCUGUGCCUUCUUUGGUUCCGCUACAACCACCUGGCAACCCAUCAUCUGUGCCUUCUCAACACACUGAAGCUUUGCCAACAUCACUCCCUUCUGGCACACCAACAGGGCUGGGUGCGGCAACAUCAUCCCCCACUGUACCCACUUCACUGCUAACAAGACAGCCGGCUAAAGGCUCGUCCACUGCUGCACAAAACAGUACAGUCAUUCCAACACCACCUCCAACAACAUCUCUAACUUCAACGCCCCCUUCCAUCAGACCAACAGACUUUCCAUCACCCAUCUCAACCCCGUCUCCAUAUCUGACGAGGCAUCCAACACCAACGCUUCUGACACCACGACCCAGCUUAGUAAUGAAUAUUGGAGAUCCGACAGUCUCAACACCAGCAGCCACCACUGUCCCCACCAUGUCAACAACCAAGGGACCAACAAUGUCACAGCCAAUGACACUCCCUUCCGAAACGCCUCCACCUUCGCCUUACCCAGUUUCUGGCCAGACAGAGCUGCCCUCCUCGGUUUCCCCAACGAGCACGCUGCCAGUUUCGCCUCAAACAACAGGCAAACCAUCUACGGAACCACCAUCAAAAACUUUGUCUUCUGUGACAUUGGCCCCUUCCAUCGCUAGUCUCUCAGGAACAUCGAUCCCAAGUUCCAGCCCGACUCCAGGGACGAUGACUAUCAGCCUUCCGCCAGACCCAACACAAACACCAAUGAUGGCUCAGCAGCCUUUAACAGCACAAUCCACAAACAGCCCGAUCAAUCAGCCAACAAAUAGGGAACCAACUAUGACCCCCACCGCUGAACCCCAACCAAGCCCAACUACAGCGCAGCCAACCGGAAAUCCAACUCCAAGUCCAGCAUCCCCAGCUCCAACUCAAGAACCCACUUCAAGCCCUGCCAAAAGGCCACCAACACCAAGCCCAACUAGAAUCCCAACUAAAAACCCCACUAGAACCCCCACCCCUGAACCAACACAGAGUCCUACCUUGUCACCAAACAGGAGACCCACAGCAAACCCAACAUCACUUCCUCCAACUAGAAACCCCACUGGGAACCCCACUCCAGAACCAACCAGAAACCCUACCCCAGAACCCACACAUAGUCCAACCAGGUUACCAACCAGGAGGCCCACACCAAACCCAACCUCACUUCCUCCAAGUAGGAACCCCACUAGGAACCCCACUCCAGAACCAACUAGAAACCCUACCCCAGAACCCACACAGAGUCCAACCAGGUCGCCAACCAGGAGGCCCACACCAAACCCAACCUCACUUCCUCCAAGUAGGAACCCCACUAGAAACCCCACUCCAGAACCAACUCAGAACCCCACCGGAGAACCCACACAGAGUCCAACCAGGUCGCCAACCAGGAGGCCCACACCAAACCCAACAUCACUCCCUCCAACUAGGAACCCCACUCGGAACCCCACGGGACCACCGACACAGAGUCCAACCAGUUCGCCAACCGAAAGCCCCACAGAACCACCUGUAACCACCAUUACAGUCCGGGCUCGAUUCGGCUUCUAUAACUCGUUUGGUAGUGAAUUCAUGGAAAUCAGCGACGCUGAAAGAGAGGAGGUUGAACGCAUUAUUGAUGACUUCCUAGACGGCGAGUAUUCCGGUGGCUUCUCAAAUUAUAUUGUUGGUAGCUUAAACAGCAAUUAUGGGGGGUUUAAUGCCCCUUUGGGUUUUCAGAUGAGGAGGGACUACAAUGCUUAUUUCUGGUAUAAGGAUUUUCCUUCCAUGUUCAAAGGCGACAUGUCUCACGAAGAGGUUUCAAAUUUUCUCAUAAAAGAAGAUUUCACCAACCCUGACUACCGCAGCUUGUUGGAUUCUGUCCGGUCAUCAUUACCAGCAUUUAGCAACUUGAACAUGCUGCAGGUUUCGGAUGAACCCCUACCCCCAUUGACCUAG